Messenger RNA from Fragaria vesca subsp. vesca, 1281 nucleotides. RefSeq names its product serpin-ZX-like. The record is from RefSeq and is a predicted model, not a curated record. Gene Ontology annotation, molecular function: serine-type endopeptidase inhibitor activity. NCBI's taxonomy places the organism in Eukaryota, Viridiplantae, Streptophyta, Magnoliopsida, Rosales, Rosaceae. The transcript has a single exon. Bases 1 to 1281 code for a protein of 426 amino acids.
AUGGAUGAUCUCAAAGCACUCCAAGAUCUCGAGGCCCUCCAAACACCCAUCAGCAACCAAACUGAUGUGGCCAUGAAGAUAACAAAACAACUCGUUGAAUCUGAAUUCAAGGACAAGAACAUGAUCUAUUCCCCUCUAUCCAUCUACAUCGUCCUCAGCUUAAUAGCCGCCCGCACAAACAAUCCCCAGUUGGUUUAUUUUCUUAACUCCAAGUCCAUCGACGACCUCAACUCCAUUGCCUUCAAUCUCGUCACGUCCGUUUUGGCCGACUCAACUAGCAAAGGUGGACCAUUAUUGAACUUCACAAAUGGUCUCUGGGUCGACGAGUCCAUGCCUCUGGAGGAAUCAUACAAACAAGUUGUGUUGGAUUCAUACAAGGCGGCUCUGAACGAAGUCGAUUUCAAAACCGAUCCGGAACAAGUGAGAAUCCAAGUGAACUCAUGGGUUGAGGAACAGACCAAAGGCCGUAUCCCUAAGAUUCUUCCUCCUGGCUCAGUCCACAGUGCCACGAGUCUCAUAUUCGCAAAUGCCUUGUACUUCAAAGCAACUUGGGAGGACGAUUACUUCUAUAAACCACGAAAGUCCAAAGACCUUAAGUUUUAUCUUCUUAACGGAGACUCAGUGAAGGGAGUCCCUUUCAUGUCUAGCAGUCAUGAACACUCUAUCGCUGUCUUUGACGACUUCAAAGUCUUGAGUCUUCAAUACAGCAACUGUGCUCUGGAGGAUUCUGACAAUGGAACAGAUAAAUACGACCCUCGAUCUUUCUCUAUGUUGUGGCUACUUCCUGAUGCAAGAGAUGGGCUGCCGGCUCUGGCGGAGAGAGUUUGUUCCGAGUCCAGGUUCUUUGACCGCCAUCUUAACUUUGAGAGUUUUACAAGUGUUAAGGUGAAGAAAUUUUUGAUUCCUAAGUUUAAGAUGUCGUCCCGGUUUGAAGCUUCAAGUGUUCUGCAGAAAUUAGGGCUUGGGGAUGGUUGUGAUUCAAUCUUUCACGAAUGUGUAGUAGAGGUUGAUGAAAAUGGCACCACAGCUGCAACUGCUACUUGUGCUGAAUUGGUUUGGAGCAUGGGUGAGCCCCCUAAGCCUAAAGUGAUAGAAGAAUUUGUGGCUGAUCACCCCUUCAUGUUUCUCAUAAGGGAAAACCGGACGAGAACGGUGAUGUUCAUGGGGCAGGUGCUCAAUCCUCUUGCGGGAAAAUAUCAUUUGUGUGGAAAGAUGGGGCAGGUGCUCAAUCCUCUUGCGGGAAAAUAUCAUUUGUGUGGGAAGACUUGUCAUAUUCUCUAA